AUUUUCGAUAAGUGAGAGAAUGCACUCCAAUGUUACUUUGUUGGGCUUGUACACAUAACUGGUAUAUGGCCUUGAAGAACAUUAAAUGCUUAUACACGUGUAUAUGCUAUUAUCUGGUAUGUGAUGCAGGCGGCUGCUUGCUGCUGGGAGCACACUGUGGCACACUGUACACAGUAACAAGAACCCGGUAUGCCACUAAUCACAAAGAGGAAAUCUAUUUUGAUCCGAUAUCAUGGCCUGGUAUGCCUAGCAUGUGCAUGGUAGAACAAGGAUCGAGAAACAACUAGAGCCGUUGGGAUAAGCCAAUCACCCAAUCAACCACUGACUAACGAGUGCAUUCUUGCUGCCUGCUCAUGCUGUGUGCUCUGAUCGAAUAUGGACAACCGAGAUGCAGAAUAUGCAGAAUAUGCCGAGGCAUCAACCUCGAAUCAAGCCGCCCGCCACCAGCAGGCAAGAGAGUACCGUCGCCGACUGCUGAGAUCAAGCCGCACCAUGACUGCGGCUCAUGAGGCUCAUGAGGAUGGGGCCACAGAGUAUGAUGAACAGCGGCGUGAUGCUCAAUGGGCAUUUCAGACACCCCAAGGUCAGUCUUCUACUUUACCAACUGCAAACCCAUACCAUACCCAUCGCCCCUCACUGGACAAGGCGCAUCCCCGUCACACCAGCACAAUCACACCAGCCCUUACAUGCCCAAGUUUCGCCUGGGCCUGUAUUUUGUCAAACAAAUCUUUGUGUCUACUUCUGUGUCUUUCUCCAUUUCACAAAAAGAAGGGGAAAAGUAGAUCAGCCAUGCCUCCCUUUGAAGAAUCAUCAAGAGCACUUUUACCCCUCGGCGACUCUCGUUGGCGUGUUACUCGAGGUGGCCGCCCCCUCCCGUUUAAUCAAACUUGGGCACCCAUUCAACACCAAGAAGAAGAGGGUACUACCACACGCAAUAUGUCAUUAAGUCCAUUCUCUCAACUGUUUGCUGAUAUCCUUGCAGAGCGUAUUGCCAGACAGGAGCUUCUUCCUCCCCCAACCCGAGGAUUCACUGGCAGCGAUGAUGGUGACUUUGAUGUGGAUGCAGGCGCUGACGCCGACCCUCACGUGAUGGAAGGUGGUGAAGGCAAUGCCGAACAUGAUCAUAGUGAAGUCGAAGAUGUCGAGGAUGCAGAGGAAGAUGAGGAGCAGUCGUUCGACGCCAGCGCUGUCGGCUUGAAGGAGAUCAGCAACCUCGCCAGCUUUAUCGUCAGUAGCUACAAGCCCGGAUGUGGUGUCAAGGAACUUCGUGAUGACGAUGUCAAUCAAUACUGGCAAUCUGAUGGGCCUCAACCUCAUCGUCUCAACAUUCACUUUAUCAAACGAGUUGAAAUUCGAGCAUUACGUCUAUACCUAGACUAUGAGCUUGAUGAGAGCUAUACGCCUACCAAGAUCCAGAUUACAGCUGGCACUGGCCCCAAUCUCACCAUCCCAUUCACUACCAUGGAGCUGAAUACGCCCAAAGGAUGGAUUGACGUACCGAUUGCAGGAGCGGGAGGUGGUCCUGAUGGCAACUCACUUUGCUGCUUUUUCGUAAGAGUGAUCAUCCUCGAAAAUCACCAGAACGGCAAAGAUACCCAUAUCCGAGGCAUCAAAGUGUACGCUCUAGACGAGGGUGCUGAUACGGUGGACAACAACCCUAUCGAUGACGUGGUGAACGAGCUCGAGGACCACCGCCUACGUAUGAAGCGCAUGAGUCUUGGUGAUAGUGACGAAGACCUCAUGCACCUCGACGGACAGGUGCGAAAGCGCAACGCCAACGCCAAGAAGCACACACCGGGUGACGGCGGACUAAGCAUUCCCGACUUCAUGAGGGAACCGGAGAUUCGUUAGACAGGGGCAAAAAUGAAGGACGCUUCACUAGAAGAACAUAUGAUGACUUUAUGGCAAGAUUCACGAUGACUACGGCGGCGUUUUGGGAGGUUGGGCUUUGAUACCCCGAGUUGUUGACACAUGGUGGAAAUGGAAAUACCACAGGCAGCUCAAGAUACUACGAAAAAGCGGAAUAUUUUUGACAUGACCCUAGAGGUCGGUCUAGAGUUCGUAGGAGUUGUUACACUCAGUAACUAAUACACUCAAUACGGACGGUCUACCUCCUACCGCUAAAAAUCACGUUGCUCGGCGAUCUCGAUCGCUAGUUUCUUGAGGAAGUUUGUGUAAAACUAAGCUCCCAUCUGACAUUAUCUCGGUGUUAUCGGAUUUAAUGUAUAGGUAUGCUAGAGAUUCAUGGUGCCUCCACCAAAUACCCUAUG
Xylaria bambusicola is the source of this 2270-nucleotide messenger RNA. Its product is annotated as anaphase-promoting complex, subunit 10-domain-containing protein. Gene Ontology annotation, biological process: anaphase-promoting complex-dependent catabolic process; protein K11-linked ubiquitination. The coding region runs from base 376 to 1851 and encodes 491 amino acids. NCBI's taxonomy places the organism in Eukaryota, Fungi, Ascomycota, Sordariomycetes, Xylariales, Xylariaceae. Gene Ontology annotation, cellular component: anaphase-promoting complex. The record is from RefSeq and is a predicted model, not a curated record. The transcript has 2 exons.